Scatophagus argus is the source of this 2916-nucleotide messenger RNA. RefSeq names its product grancalcin (gene gca). The transcript has 8 exons. Lineage: Eukaryota; Metazoa; Chordata; Actinopteri; Scatophagidae. The record is from RefSeq and is a predicted model, not a curated record. The coding region runs from base 134 to 862 and encodes 242 amino acids. Gene Ontology annotation, molecular function: calcium ion binding.
GCACUUCCGGCAGCUUUCAGCACCUCGGAUAUGACGUAGCAACUGCUCAGACUAAUCGGAAGUUACAGCUUCGUGAGAGUCAAUCACACCUGAAAUAAAUUAAACUUCUGAAAGUUUGCUCUGUUUCGCUAAAAUGGCUUAUCCAGGCUACGGCGGGUAUGGGGGUCCAAUGCCAGGCAUGCCAGCUCAGGGGAUGCCGCCCCAAGGAAUGCAAGGAGGGCCCAUGGGAGGCCCCAUGUCUGGACCCAUGGGUGGGCCGAUGGGAGGCGCACCACACCAGGGAGGAUACGCCCCCUAUGGAGGAGGCUAUCCAGGCACAUAUGGCGCCCCACCCCCAGCUGCCAAUGAUCCGAUGUGGGGUUACUUUACAGCCAUAGCAGGCCAGGACGGUGAGGUCGAUGCUGAGGAGCUCCAGAGGUGUCUGACCCAGUCUGGUUUCACUGGCGGCUACUCUCCUUUCAGCCUGGAGACGUGCAGGAUCAUGAUCGCAAUGCUCGAUAGGGACUAUACAGGCAAGAUGGGUUUCAAUGAGUUCAAGGAGCUGUUCACAGCUCUGAACGGCUGGAAGCAGAACUUCAUGAUGUUCGACCAGGACAGGAGUGGAACUGUUGAACCUCACGAGAUGUCUCAGGCAAUCAGCGCCAUGGGCUACCGCGUCAGUCCUCAGGCCCUGAAUACCAUCAUCAAGCGCUACAACAAAGGUGGAAGAAUCUUCUUUGAUGACUACGUGGCCUGCUGUGUCAAGCUGCGAGCUCUCACAGACAACUUCAGAAGGAGGGACACCAUGCAGCAGGGGUCUGUGAACUUCCAGUAUGAUGACAUCGAGUCAAGCCAGUUUUAUAUGGAUGGGCUGAGAGGAUGACCUUCGCAGGAAAAAACGAAAGCCCAAGCUUAAGGGACAUCAACUCUGCUAAAAACACCGCCCAUGCAAGAAGGUAGAGGUUAAAACUCGAAAAGCUCUCUGCAGAAGAGCAGCCAAAGUUCGAUGAUACCACAACUGGUGGAUUCUGGUGACAAAAACGGUCACACACUGUACUCACUUUAUAUUUUUAACCAAUUAGAUUGUUUAACCCCUAAUGUAUACAAAAGAACUUUUCCCAGCCAUUCUGUCCCAGUAAGAACUGAUGUAGAAAUCAUUAAAGUCCCCAAACUGCCUGGACGUAAAUGUCCUUCGCGUGCUAGUCGAGACUGCAGCCGUGCUGAGGGAUUAUUGAUAUGAUGCAGGCGGUUAAAUGGUAGUUCUACAUUUUCAGUUUUACAAGCAUUCAUUUUGUUGUCUUGAACAUUUACAACAUCCUGAAGUUUGAGCUGUUAAAUUUACAUAUAGAUCUUAACAUAGCAAAUAAAUUAACAUAGAAUGCCGUUGAAAGAUGCUUUUUAUUUCUGUAUUUAUUCACUUGGCUGUAUAAAAUUCUCUCCAGAGAGUCUUAAACUCCACACCAAGAGUCUGCUUGUUUCUUCAUUAUUGCUCUCAAAGACUGACGACAGUAUUGUUGUGCUAUGGGAUGUCUAUGCAGCCUCCGCACGCUUUAUUGUUAACGCUGUUCUGGAUUUGGAGCUGAAUGAGAAUCUGUGGCAAUGUUGUGUACAGUAGGCACGCUAAAUAUACAGACAGACCUCGUUGUGAGUUUGUUGUCACUCGUUUGGAGCUGCUGAUAGAAGAUGAAAGCUGCGGAGUGGAAUACAGAAAUGCCUCAGAGGGAGUUUCAAGUAGCUCGUGUUCCCGCGGAGAGGGAGGAGUCAUAGAAAAUGAGACUUGAUAGCUACAGUAGUCUGUAAGCAUGCCAAGAUCACACCUGAUUGCCGAGUGAGCUGCAGUGUGUGUGAGGAACAUGCACCAGAAAAAGAAACCAUGAGAAACCAAAAAAACAUGCAUAUCUCUUUUUAGGAAAAGCACAUCAGGUGCCUCGUGUUGCUGGCAGUGUUCUAUUUGAAGUAUGUACACAGUAGAUGAUGACUUUACAUAUGUUAAUAAUAUAGUGUAUAAAUACCUCUGUAUAAAUGGACUUUAUACAUCGAAAUCAGAUAGCUUGAAGGGCGGGGGAAAUUUUUCCGAAAAGGAAUGGAAGAAAGUCUACAGUUUGUUUUCCUUUGCAUAUUCAGUCUCUUUCUUAGACCCUGAGUCGAGCUUGAGAGAAGACCUUCAGUCAAUGUCGAAGCGUGCGGGGAGGCCUACUUUCCUGGAAGCCCCGGGUCAGAAACUGGCCUGUGGAGUCCCAACGUUCCUGAGCUGCUGGGGACGUCAGGUAGAGAGGCUUGUCGGCCUGAGGGGAACCUCGGUGGCUGUUGGUGUUGUUGCUCUACAGAGUCCACGCUGUUGUGUGUGAGUCUCUGCUCUGUGUGUGCGUCGCUCUCCAGCAGUCCUGCAAAGUUCUCGUCUGGAGGAGUCUCUGUGUGAAGGAGGACCGGGGAGGUUUCUUUGGAUUUGUUCUGGGCUUUUUCUAGGCCAGGGCUCUGAGGGAAGACAGUAGGCGUCAUUAAUGAUUUGGCAGAGAAACUACAGACAUUGAAAUGGUGUGUUGAGACAAAACCAGCCGACUGAGUCCAGACUGCUGGACGCUGUUGACGUAGUCUUUACAUGAUAGAAACAGAAAACAUUUACAGUAUUUUACAAUGGCUCAGGGUUUUAAUACUCAUUACAAAAUCAAUACAACAUGCUCCUACAAUCGUGAGCAUCUUCCAGAGUAUAUGUAGUUGCCCUUUUUUGCUUCUCUGGACAAUGUUUCUGAGCAGUGGUGGAGGGACGUCAAGACAACAAAGAGAUUAUGUUAGGAGAAAAAGCUAAGUUUUGUCCAAUCGAUUUGUGUAACUGCUGAAGCUUGACGGUAUCUUCAGAGGCGUAAUCACGCUAAGAAGGGAUCUCUUCAUGGUCAGUAUUAACAGGAGGAACACUGAAAGCAGCACGCAAAACUUAAC